AUGGCCCUGGUCAAGAACGGUGCAAGCUGGAACCCAGCAACGACUGAGCUGGGCUCAGCUGUCUCAGACUCCCCGCCCUCGCAAUGGCUGCAUUGCCUCCAGGUCACCCUCCUCUUUCUCAACCACCCCAUGUCCUUCGAGAGGAAUGCCUUCCGGGGCCUUUUCUUCCCGAACCUCAUUUGUCUUGGAGCCCUGGCUGCCAAGGGCUGUGAGAAAGCACCGAGCCCACAGAGCGGCUCGGCACCAGCCAAGAGAUGCAGCAGCGGGCGACGCGCGGCCCGGCCGCUCCCUCCUGCUAAGGGCGCUGCAGGACCGAGCGAGUGCGGCGGAGCAGCAGAGGCGCCGCGCGAAGGGAGGCGGCCGGCUUUGUCGCGGACAGUCCUCGCCCGCCGAGCCUCGCCCGAGCAGCGCCCGCUCCGGCUGCCUCCGCGCCAGGUGGAAGCGCUCAUGCAGCCGCCAAGGGAGAGCCUAGUGGUUAAAGCUGAAGCUGGAUGGAUGGGUAUGGGGAGAGGGGCAGGAGCGAAAGCCCUGGCACUGAUGCAAACCCUCUUUGUCUCUCUCUGCGUCUUCCCGACAGGGAUGUCUCCGUGCAGAAUCAUGAAGUGCAACUCCGAGUUCCUGGCGGCCACGUCAGGGCCUCACCCCCAGGCCGCUGAGGAGGCCCCCGAGUUCUGCACGGCCCUGCGCGCCUACGCCCACUGCACCCACCACACGGCGCGUGCCUGCCGAGGAGACCUGUUCUACCACUCGGCCGUGCACGGCAUCGACGACCUCAUGGCCCAGCACAACUGCUCCAAGGACGGGCCCACCGCGCCGCCCCGCCUGCGCCCGCCGCCCCGCGGGGACAGCCAGGAGCGCUCCGACAGCCCGGAGAUCUGCCACUACGAGAAGAGCUUCCACAAGCACGCGCCUGCCCCCAACUACACCCACUGCGGGCUGUUCGGAGACCCCCACCUGAGGACUUUCUCGGACACUUUCCAGACGUGCAUGGUCCAGGGGGCGUGGCCCCUCAUAGACAAUAACUACCUGAAUGUGCAGGUGACCAACACACCUGUCGUGCCCGGUUCCAUAGCGACUGCCACAAGCAAGCUCACCAUCAUCUUCAAGAGCUUCCAGGAAUGCGUGGACCAGAAAGUGUACCAAGCCGAGAUGGACGAGCUCCCAGCGGCCUUCGCAGAUGGCUCCAAGAAUGGGGGAGACAAGCAUGGUGCCAACAGCCUGAAGAUCACGGAGAAGGUGUCUGGCCAGCACAUCGAGAUCCAGGCAAAAUACAUUGGCACCACCAUCGUGGUGAGGCAAGUUGGCCGCUACCUCACCUUUGCCGUGAGGAUGCCCGAGGAGGUGGUGAAAGCUGUGGAAGAUGGAGACAAUCAGGGCCUCUACCUCUGUCUCCGGGGCUGCCCUCUCAACCAGCAAAUAGACUUUCAGGCCUUCCAUUCCACGUCUCAGAGCACGGAGAACCGGGUCCGCCGAAAAGGCCUGAGCCUGCCAUCCCCACCGGAGGCCUUCACCUAUGAAAUGGCCACAGCCAAGUGCAGGGAGAAGCUGCCGGUGGAGGACUUGUACUUCCAGUCCUGCGUCUUCGACCUCUUGACUACAGGCGACGUCAACUUCACCCUUGCUGCUUACUAUGCCUUCGAGGACGUCAAGGUGCUCCACUCCGACAAAGAGAAGGUGCACCUGUACGAGAGGACACGAGAGUUUGGGCCAGGCAACGAGGCCGCCUCGGAGCCGUCCGGGUCGCUCCUCCUCCAGCUGGUGGCGGCGCUGUGCUUGGGUGGAUGCGCCACCCUCUUCUUAUAG
Varanus komodoensis (Komodo dragon) is the source of this 1803-nucleotide messenger RNA. RefSeq names its product repulsive guidance molecule BMP co-receptor a (gene RGMA). The coding region runs from base 1 to 1803 and encodes 600 amino acids. The record is from RefSeq and is a predicted model, not a curated record. Gene Ontology annotation, cellular component: plasma membrane. The transcript is spliced from 6 exons. Gene Ontology annotation, molecular function: coreceptor activity. NCBI's taxonomy places the organism in Eukaryota, Metazoa, Chordata, Lepidosauria, Squamata, Varanidae. Gene Ontology annotation, biological process: BMP signaling pathway.